Morchella importuna is the source of this 423-nucleotide messenger RNA. RefSeq lists its product as uncharacterized. The record is from RefSeq and is a predicted model, not a curated record. The transcript is spliced from 2 exons. The coding region runs from base 1 to 423 and encodes 140 amino acids. NCBI's taxonomy places the organism in Eukaryota, Fungi, Ascomycota, Pezizomycetes, Pezizales, Morchellaceae.
AUGCAAAUAAGACAUUUACCAAGCACCGUGUUUAACGCCCUUCUAUUGAUCCUCUUCAACCUCACCCUCAUCUCCGCCAAAGGUGGAGGUGGCGGAGGUGGCGGCGGCGGCGGUGGAGGUGGUGGCCGAGCGGCCGCGGGUGGUGGGGGCGGAAGCGGCGGGUCCUUUGCUAGAAAUACAGGGGCAAUAGUAGGAUUGGUGGUUGGGGCUGUCAUAAUCCUCAUUAUGAUAAUCAUCAUCUUAAUCUGGCACCGGAGUAUGAUGAAGGCCUACAACAAGAUGGACGCGAUGUAUGCGGGACCAGGAACUGUCAAGUCGGCCGCCGCAGCGGGCGACUUGGAGAGUCAGAAAAAUGCAUCUGUCGAGAAGGAUGCGGCCGAUGCGGGGGAGAAGAAAGGCUUUCGUUUAUGGAGGUGGUCGUAG